Molecule: messenger RNA, 975 nt
Organism: Galeopterus variegatus (Sunda flying lemur)
Lineage: Eukaryota; Metazoa; Chordata; Mammalia; Dermoptera; Cynocephalidae
Gene: CRYBB1
Product: crystallin, beta B1
Exons: 6
Coding region: 122-883 (253 amino acids)
Biological process (GO): visual perception; lens development in camera-type eye
Molecular function (GO): structural constituent of eye lens
Source: RefSeq, a predicted model, not a curated record
CUGAUGUCUGCCAGACUAUAAAAUGGGGGGUCGGCCCCUAGUCACCCACAGCGCCCUCCUGCCCGCCUGCCUGUCCUCCAGCAGGAAGUAGCAAGUCCCCAGGUUUUUGCAGGUGGGAACCAUGUCUCAGGCUGCAAAGGCCGCCACGGCCUCAGCCACCACGGCGGUGAACCCAGCGUCCGAUGGCAAGGGAAAGGGGACCUCACCCACUGCACCAGCCUCAGGCCCCGGUCCUGCCCCGGCCCCGGCAUCCGCGCCCACACCCAGUGCCAAAGCAGGGGACCUGCCUCCUGGGAGCUACCGGCUGGUGGUCUUCGAGCAGGAAAACUUCCAGGGCCGUCGGAUGGAAUUCUCCGGGGAGUGCCCGAACCUGGGAGACCGUGGCUUCGACCGAGUGCGCAGCCUCAUUGUCACCUCGGGGCCCUGGGUCGCCUUUGAGCAGUCCAACUUCCGCGGGGAGAUGUUCGUCCUGGAGAAGGGAGAGUACCCGCGCUGGGACACGUGGUCGAGCAGCUACCGCAGUGACCGGCUCAUGUCUUUCCGGCCUGUCAAGAUGGACUCCCAGGAGCACAAGAUCUGCCUAUUUGAAGGUGCCAACUUCAAGGGCAACACCAUGGAGAUCCAGGAGGAUGACGUGCCCAGUCUCUGGGCCCAUGGCUUCUGUGACCGCGUGGGCAGCGUGAAGGUCUCCAGUGGAACCUGGGUCGGCUAUCAGUAUCCUGGCUACCGCGGGUACCAGUACCUCCUGGAGCCUGGCGACUUCCGGCACUGGAAUGAGUGGGGGGCCUUCCAGCCACAGAUGCAGUCCGUGCGCCGCCUGCGUGACAGGCAGUGGCACCGUGAGGGCUGCUUCCCUGUCCUGGCCACUGAAGUCCCCAAGUGAGUCGACGCUUCAUUGCACACCCUUGCCGCACCCCAUCCUCAGCCUCAGUUUCCCCAUCUUUCCCAUGCAAAUAAAAGUUCCUAAAGCCAAAA